Messenger RNA from Angiostrongylus costaricensis, 1066 nucleotides. The record is from the annotation of a GenBank genome assembly. NCBI's taxonomy places the organism in Eukaryota, Metazoa, Nematoda, Chromadorea, Rhabditida, Metastrongylidae.
GACUGCUCGUUCAAUAAUUCAAAGCAUUUGUCCAUCUCCUGCGUAGAGAAGGCGACAAAACAAUCAUCUACAUAUCUGCAGUAGAGUAGUGCGUCAGGCUCUGAUCGUUGGCCGUUGGAAUACGUCUUUGUUUUGGCAAAAGUCUUCGGCAAUGAUUAUCACCUUUCGACAACUAGUUAUCGACGAGCCUUGUUCUUUUCAGCUCUUCCAACUGAUCACUCGCCGACAUCGUUACAUCUCACUGGACAACGCAAUAGAGUGCUUCAUCUACUCGUCGGCUAUCGUCUCAGUCGUCGACCUGUCACCAUGUUCAAGGACUACGGGCUUAAGAAUGAACUGGCAAUGGCUUGUGGCUGCUGUUUGUGCCUUUCUCUCGUGGAUGAACUUGCUGCUGCUCAUACGGAAACUACCCAGAUUCGGCAUCUAUGUGGUCAUGUUCUUCGAUGUGCUUCGAACGUUCUCGAGAUUCUUCAUCGUAUUUGCAUUGUUUGUUGUGGCAUUCAGUAUUGCAUUUUUCGUGAUGAUGCAAAACAGGCCUGAGUUUUCGUCGGUGCCAUCUGCUGUGCUCAAGACUACGGUUAUGAUGAUCGGCGAGUUUGAAUUCACUGCCAUUUUCCAUGGCGACGCCGAGUCACAUCCAGAACGGCUGUUCGGACACGCUAUUGCUUAUCUGAUUUUCCUUUUUUUCUGUGUGAUCAUGACGAUUCUUCUUAUGAAUCUGCUGGUUGGCUUAGCUGUUGACGACAUCAAAUCGGUUUUGGAGGAAGCAAAAUUAAAGAGGCUCAGCAUGCAAGCCGAUCUGGUACUUCAAAUAGAGGCCUCGAUACCCUAUAUUCGCAAGCUGACGAGUCGAUCUUCGGUUCGAAUCUAUCCAAAUCGAACGAGUUUCCUAAAACGGCUGCGGAAUCGCUUCGGAUUCGAUUCGUCCACCACCGUGCUCAUGGAGGAGGACUGGCAGAGCAGAGAAGUGAAUUCAUUCGCUUGUUUAGUUGUUGAAAAAUUGUUCUUAAACGAAAAAAAGAAUUUCCCAUGUAAAGUCGAUGCCUCGAAAUUAGUAAACAAUUAA